AUCCUAAGCUAAGCCUCAUAUUCCUUCCUUAUCAUAUAUGCCAGAUGCCAUUGCCAAGCGCUGCUAAGAGGCAGCUGAGCAGCAACCACACCACAGAAUACAGUUCCUUCUCUUUUCUUCCAUCUCUCUCCAUCCAUCCCCCCAACCUCUCUGCUGGAUUUGAACACAGGAUCCAUGCUUGGCUAAUACAUCUGAAUGGAGGGGCACACUGACAUGGAGAUACUAAGGACAGUGAAAGGGUCUUCCACAGGGGAGGUCAACGUGCACCUGGUGGCCAGAGACAGCGCAGGUCCCCACCCUCCGCUGCCUACAACCGCCUUCAUUAUUCCUACCAAUGCAGCUACCCUUGGUCUGCCUAGCACUGCCCUGGAUGUGCCCUACCCGCGGGAGCCAGUCCACGUGGGCACCCUGGAGCGGGUGGCUGGCAGUGAACCUGUAACAGCUACUAUUCUGCCACAGCUAAGCACCGGAACGGGGACCAAUAGCGCAGUCAGGCUUCUGGAUUGGACUGGCGUUUCUGCAUCUUUGCCUGGUAGUGGCAUGAGGUUCCGGAUAAACGAGUACACGCCACUGAACAUGAUAGGAGUGGAGCGACCACGAAGCCCGGAGCAGCGACAUGAGGGUGGCAUGGCUAGGAGAGAUGCAGGCAUCCAACACCCUGAUGUUCACCAGGACCCUCAAGAUGUCACUUCUCUGGAAUCCCCAGUAGACGCGAGUUCCUGCAAGUGCCAGGCUUGUGGGCCUCAACAAAGUAUUGGCCUAGACGUUGGCUCAUCGGGAGACCGAUGCCCUCAGCCUUUCCAGAAGCGGUCAGUCAUAGUAGAGAACUCAGGCUGUACCAUCGCUUCUGAGCUCCUGAAACCCAUGAAAAAGAGGAAACAUAAGGAGUAUCAGAGCCCAUCCGAGGAGUCCGAGCCGGAGGCCAUGAAGCAAGGAGAAGGAAAAGACCCAGAGAGAGAGCCCACCCCCAGCACCCCGAAGAAUGAAGAGUGGAGCAGAAGCCAGCUGGUGUCCAGUGAGAAGGAUGGCUGGUCCUGGGAGUCCUACCUAGAGGAGCAGAAGGCCGUCACGGCCCCAGUUAGCCUCUUCCAGGACUCCCAGGCAGUCACCCAUAACAAGAAUGGCUUCAAACUGGGCAUGAAGCUGGAAGGCAUUGACCCCCAACACCCGUCAAUGUACUUCAUCCUCACUGUGGCUGAGGUGUGUGGCUACCGCCUGCGCCUGCACUUUGAUGGCUACUCUGAGAGCCACGACUUCUGGGUCAAUGCCAACUCCCCCGACAUUCAUCCCGCUGGCUGGUUUGAGAAGACUGGACACAAGCUGCAGCUUCCCAAAGGUUACAAGGAAGAGGAGUUCAGCUGGAGCCACUACCUGCGCAGCACAAAAGCUCAGGCAGCCCCCAAGCACCUGUUUGUAAGCCAGAGCCACAGUACUCCACCGGUGGGCUUCCAGGUGGGCAUGAAGCUGGAAGCUGUGGACCGCAUGAACCCCUCCCUCGUCUGUGUGGCCAGUGUGACCGAUGUGGUGGACAGUCGCUUCCUGGUGCAUUUUGAUGACUGGGGCGAUACUUACGACUACUGGUGUGACCCCAGCAGCCCCUACAUCCACCCAGUAGGCUGGUGCCAGAGGCAAGGGAAGCCCCUCACCCCUCCACAAGACUACCCAGACCCUGACAGCUUCUGCUGGGAGAAAUAUCUAGAAGAAACUGGGACCUCGGCUGUGCCCACUUGGGCCUUCAAAGUGCGACCCCCUCACAGCUUCCUGGUCAACAUGAAGCUGGAGGCUGUAGACCGCCGGAACCCAGCACUGAUCCGGGUAGCCAGUGUGGAAGAUGUGGAGGAUCAUCGGAUAAAGCUCCACUUUGAUGGCUGGAGUCACAACUAUGAUUUCUGGAUUGAUGCUGAUCACCCAGACAUCCACCCUGCAGGCUGGUGCUCCAAGACAGGACAUCCCCUGGAGCCUCCUCUCCGGCCUAGAGAGUCCAGCUCUGUCUCCCCAGGGGGAUGCCCCCCUCUCAGCCACAGGAGCCCACCCCACACAAAGACCUCCAAAUAUAGCUUUCACCACCGGAAGUGCCCCACUCCUGGCUGUGACGGCUCCGGCCACGUCACUGGCAAGUUCACAGCUCACCAUUGCCUCUCUGGCUGCCCGCUGGUGGAGAAAAACCAGAGCCGGCUGAAAGCGGAGCUGUCCGACUCGGAGACCGCAGCCAGGAAGAAGAACCCGUCUAAUUUGUCCCCAAGGAAAAAGCCUCGCCAUCAAGGCCGGAUUGGACGCCCUCCAAAGUAUCGCAAGAUUCCAGAAGAAGAUUUCCAAGCCCUCCCUCCCAGUGUGGUUCACCAGUCCCUCUUCAUGUCCACCUUGCCGACCCACGCUGAUCGCCCACUCUCUGUGUGCUGGGAGCAACACUGCAAGCUGUUGCCAGGAGUGGCAGGCAUCUCAGCCUCCACCGUCUCCAAGUGGACCAUUGAAGAGGUCUUUGGCUUCGUUCAGACCUUGACGGGCUCUGAGGACCAAGCGCGCCUCUUCAAAGACGAGAUGAUUGACGGCGAGGCCUUCCUUUUGCUGACACAGGCGGACAUUGUGAAGAUCAUGAGUGUCAAGCUGGGCCCAGCCUUGAAGAUCUAUAACGCCAUUCUCAUGUUCAAAACCACUGAUGAUGCCUUUAAGUGACUGGUGGGGAGGGGGAGGGGGGCUCCUCCCAUCCUCACUGGGCUCCCUCAGCAAAUGGUGCUUCUCUCCCAACUUGAGUUCUGCACCCUUGCCCUCACUGUCUGAUUAGGUGCUUGGGAGCAGAGGAACCGGGGAAGCAGGUCUCAGCCCUCAGUCCUGGAGUUCAUUUGCCUCCAGUUACCCCGGGGAAGGUGUGACUUAACCGAGACCUGACUGAGAUAAGGGCCGCAGGUAUCCUGGCUAGGGUAGCCUGCAUCUUUAGCCACCUUGGUUAUUGUCUUAGGAAUUAGGAGGAGCUAAGUAGGGUAGGCAUCCUCUAUUCAGACCUAUGUCGCUCUUUGGCAUCUCUAUGUUCUUUCUCCUCCUUGGCCCAUCUCCUCCUAUGAAGAACUGACCAUGACCUUGGCAUACACAUUUACACAAAAGGCGUCUCCCUCCCUGUCCGCUGUUGGCUGUAUACCCUUGCUCCCCGUUCAUGGUCCAGCCAGGCCCCGUGGCUCUUCCCCUGUAGAUGCUUAAGUCUCAGAAAUAUGGGAGCAUCCUACUAGGAGCUUCUGGCUGUCUUUCCCCUUUUGCCUCUAGGCAGAGAUUGAGAGCCCAGGCACCACUUUCCUGAACACGUUCAGUUCAGGAUCACGCAGCAUUGAAGUGGGCAGUAAGGAGUGAGCAGAUGGUUAGAGCCCAUGUUCUGACAAGCAGGGCCUAAGUUCCCUGAUGCUGUCUCUGUUGGGUGUGGGGGAGAUGAAGUCUGCCCUGGCAAGCAGUCCAGACUAGGACAUCAGACACAUUGGGGUCUUUGACCGGAAGAGUAGCUCCAGAAAGCGUGAUGGCGGUAUCAUUUUCUCUGGCUGUAGCUCUCAGCCAAGAUACUGCACAUGAGGGAGAGGCCCCUGCCAGCCCAUCCCCCUGCCAGGAGGGUGUAGCAUUGGCUAGCACACAACCCCUAUGACAUCACAUUCACUCUGACCCUUAAACAUUUCUCAUUCUGCUCUGAGUCUAACGAAAGCCACUUAGAGUUGGAAAGGUUCUCUCUCCUGUCUCUGACCUACCUGGCCCUUCUUGCCAGUCUCCAACAGUCUCUCACUGCCAGCUAGGUUCCUGCUGGAGCUCUGGGACUCGUCGAACCUUUCUGUCCAAGUGGAGGUUCGGCCUCCACUCAAUUACUGCCAAACCCACCUCCCAGCCUAAGUGGGGAGGGAAC
This is a messenger RNA of Mus pahari (shrew mouse), 3874 nucleotides long. RefSeq names its product L3MBTL histone methyl-lysine binding protein 1 (gene L3mbtl1). NCBI's taxonomy places the organism in Eukaryota, Metazoa, Chordata, Mammalia, Rodentia, Muridae. Gene Ontology annotation, cellular component: nucleus. Gene Ontology annotation, molecular function: zinc ion binding; protein binding. The record is from RefSeq and is a predicted model, not a curated record. The transcript has 22 exons. Gene Ontology annotation, biological process: regulation of DNA-templated transcription. Bases 196 to 2673 code for a protein of 825 amino acids.